Arachis duranensis is the source of this 851-nucleotide messenger RNA. RefSeq lists its product as uncharacterized. Lineage: Eukaryota; Viridiplantae; Streptophyta; Magnoliopsida; Fabales; Fabaceae. The record is from RefSeq and is a predicted model, not a curated record. Bases 264 to 710 code for a protein of 148 amino acids. The transcript is spliced from 4 exons.
UUACCUUACCUCUUUGUCCCUCUGUCACAUGCUGUGAAAUUUCAUCAUCCGCUUUUACUUUUUCUAUUACUCGGACUCCUACCAUUACCGGUUAUUUUUCCUUUGGUUUUACAUCCUAUAGUCCUAUACCCAUUACCCCACACUUUAUUAAGCGCUCUCAUACACACACAGCCCGAUCAGCUAAUGCCAUCUACUCUCAAACACAUUCACUCUUGUAUUCGUUCUCUCUUGCUCUUCACCAGUUACUCCCGUUUUGAGCUACAAUGGAAAUAAUGGAGUACUACUACAAGAGGAGCCAUGUACCAGCAUUUGGGAGCUGGGAUUGGAAUGACAACCUUCCAUUCACAGAGUGCUUCGAGACAGCGAGGGAAGCUGGUUGGCUUCCAUACAGUUACUCUGACCAGUCUGAGGUCGGCGACCUUUACGUUACAGGGGACUUGUAUGCUAACGAUGUUGUCACACCCGCCAUGAUCGUUGUUCCUCGCACACGGGCAAAGGUGUGUGACCAACAUGAAAAAGAAACAAGAAAGAAGAAUUGGGGGAGUAUUGAUAAUGAACAACUAAGCUUAACUCCACUGCAGAGACCUACGCCCAAACCUGUUGAUGAGGAUUUGUAUAAGAUAUCACCUGGCCUUCUUUAUGAGAAAACUAAAAAGAAGAGAGGUUUGUGUUUCUUUUCUUGCUGCUUGUUGCCAACUUGCAUUGCUUGAAUGAAACCCCAAGAAGUGAUCGAGAAGCCAAUGUACAUAUACGUGAUAAUAGAUACUCAAUGGAAGGAUAUUAAUGUAAAAUCCCCAUAUUACUCAUGAUUGUUGUGGAAAUGUUCCUGCCAAUUGAAGGGCUUUUUUUUC